AUGUCCUUCAUUCGAUUCAUUUGCCAACGCUGCAACCAGCCUCUGAAGCUGUGUCAGCCCCUGGAAACCCAGGGCCUUCCUGCAGCCCCAACGCUGGCCUCAGUGCAGGGGGAACUAGGAGAAACCCAGACGGGUGCUACCUCCAGGGAGGAGACGGAAGUUGAGAAGCUACAGGACGAUACCUCUAGUGGGCCCUUUCCUGGUGAUGGCACGAUGUCCAAGGACAGCAGCAACAUUUUCACCCUGCUUGGGAAGCUCGGUCCCCUGCGAACUCUCAGUAGCAUCCAGAAGACUGCCAGAGAUGUCUUUGAAAUCAUUUCUGGCCAAAAAGAUGUGGACCACCCCCUGUGUGAGGAGUGUACUGACCACCUUUUAGAGCAGCUGGACACUCAGACGGCUCUCACAGAACUUGAGAAUCGGAACUACGAACGCUGCCUGGAGACCAGGGUACAGGCAGGUGAGGAGGAGAAGGAGGAACUGCAGGCAGAGCUGCAGAACUUGGAGCUGGAGGAGGCAAGACUGGCCCAGGAGCUGAGGGAUGUGUACAAGGACCGUGCAAGAGUAGCAGCAGAUCUAGAGGCCGCCCAGGCAGAGACCAUGGAGCUGGAGCAGCUGGAGAGGCAGUGCCAGAUGGACUGCACAGCACUGGAAUGGCAACAGUUGGAGCUACAGGACCAGCUGAGGAGCACGGAGAACCAGCUGAGGUAUGCCCAGGUCCAGCUGGACAGGCUGCAGAAAACCAGUGUCUUCAGUGCCACGUUUGAGAUCUGGGAAGAGGGCUCUAUAGGCAUCAUCAAUCACUUCAGGUUGGGUUGCCUCCCCACUGUCCCUGUGGGUUGGAAUGAGAUUAAUGCUGCCUGGGGACAGACAUCCUUGCUGCUCCUCGCCCUGUCCAAAACAAUCGGACUGGAGUUUCAGAGAUAUCGACUCAUUCCCUGUGGAAACCACUCCUUUCUGAAGUCUUUAACAGAUGACUCUGUUGAGCUGCCUUUAUUCUGUCAUGGCGGGCAGAGUGUUUUCUGUGAUAACAAAUUUGACCGUGCCAUGAUGGCCUUCUUGGACUGCAUGCAGCAGUUCAUAGAAGAGGCUGAGAAAGGAAGGCAGGGGGCCUGCCGCCCCCCUCGAGAGGCAGGCCUCUGCCUGCCCUAUAGGAUACAUGUGGACAGAGGUCUGGUGGAAGAUGCCGAAGGGACUGGGGAGUCCUACUCCAUUAGAACCCAUUUGAACACAGAAGAGAGGUGGACAAAGGCACUAAAACUCAUGCUUGUAAAUUUGAAGUGGAGUCUGCCAUGGGCCUCCUUAAAGUAUUGUCAAAAAUGA
Messenger RNA from Tupaia belangeri chinensis (Chinese tree shrew), 1320 nucleotides. It is a transcript of the gene BECN2, whose product is annotated as beclin 2. Gene Ontology annotation, biological process: cellular response to nitrogen starvation; mitophagy; autophagosome assembly. NCBI's taxonomy places the organism in Eukaryota, Metazoa, Chordata, Mammalia, Scandentia, Tupaiidae. Gene Ontology annotation, cellular component: phosphatidylinositol 3-kinase complex, class III, type I; phosphatidylinositol 3-kinase complex, class III, type II; phagophore assembly site. Gene Ontology annotation, molecular function: protein-macromolecule adaptor activity; phosphatidylinositol 3-kinase binding. The record is from RefSeq and is a predicted model, not a curated record.